Molecule: messenger RNA, 1319 nt
Organism: Olea europaea var. sylvestris
Lineage: Eukaryota; Viridiplantae; Streptophyta; Magnoliopsida; Lamiales; Oleaceae
Product: plastidial lipoyltransferase 2-like
Exons: 4
Coding region: 241-1113 (290 amino acids)
Biological process (GO): protein lipoylation
Cellular component (GO): mitochondrion
Molecular function (GO): lipoyl(octanoyl) transferase activity
Source: RefSeq, a predicted model, not a curated record
CAAUUUCCCUCACGCCCACAGUGGCGUCCUAAGCGGCCAACACAUUGGUUGCUCCGCCGCGUCCAAAGCGUAAGAUGUAAGUAUUUUCAUUGCCGCCUCCACAACUAACCUAGCGCUAACACUCCAUUACUGCACCUCAGAAAUUUUUUCAAACACUAAUUUCUUCAGUUUUGUGACCACACACUUCAGUUAAAAGCCUUAGAUACCACCAUUAUAAAAAUAAAGAGACAAUCUUGAAAUAUGAUUAUCUUUGUAAAUCCCAAUUUUAGCUUAAGCCCACUCUCUUUAACUCGUAGUCCAUCAAAAACAGCGCACAAAAUCCAUUCGUCUAUCAUCAGUUCAAUUAUCUCCAUGACCCAUAAACCCAGAAGAAGCUGUGAUUACUACGAUUUGCAUAAAGAGCUGAUUCCAUAUUUAGAGGCGUGGACAUGGCAAAAGGCCAUAGUUAAAGAGAGAAAACCAUUGAUUGAAAAGCAGGAAGAUUUUUCUGAUACUUUGAUUAUUUUGCAACACCAGCCAGUUUACACAUUGGGCACUGGUAGUUCAGAAGAAUACUUGAAUUUUGAUGUAAAGAACGCUCCUUUUGAUUUGUAUCGAACUGAACGCGGUGGCGAAGUAACAUACCAUGGGCCUGGUCAGCUAGUUAUGUACCCCAUUAUCAAUCUCCGAUAUCACAAGAUGGAUCUUCAUUGGUACCUCAGAGCGCUUGAAGAGGUUGUCAUUCGAGUUCUUUCUGCGACAUUUUCUAUUGAUGCAUCACGAGUUGAUGGCCUAACUGGUGUUUGGGUUGGAGACCAGAAAUUAGCAGCCAUUGGAAUAAAAGUAUCACAAUGGAUAACUUUUCAUGGAUUGGCACUAAAUGUCACUACAGAUAUUGCACCCUUUCAUCAGAUAGUGCCAUGUGGGAUUCGGGAUAGUAAAGUUGGAAGUAUAAAGAGGUUGCUAAGAGAAAAUUUGUCGUUAGACGGACAUAGAGCAGCAAAUAAUGAUCACACUGAUGACAGCAAGUUGAUCGACAUCGCGUAUAAAUCAUUAAUUAGGGAGUUUUGUGAUGUUUUCCAAAUUGAUCUGCAGCCUAAAUUUGCAUCAUUCGAUGUUUUUCAUGGAAGCUAACACGAAGGAUCAGCUCAGAAUUUGUGGAGCAGCAGCCUUCAAAAUUCACAUGUAUAAUCCUAUUCUUUCUCACUGCUAUAUGCUUGUAUUCUUCUAAUUGUAUGAAUAAUUUAUCGGUACAUGAAUCCAGACACAACAUUUCUGGUUGGUUAUUUGUAAAUAUUGUCGAAUUAGAGAUUGGAAUAAACCUAUGUUCUCAUUCAUCA